This is a messenger RNA of Papilio machaon (common yellow swallowtail), 619 nucleotides long. RefSeq lists its product as uncharacterized. The coding region runs from base 59 to 547 and encodes 162 amino acids. NCBI's taxonomy places the organism in Eukaryota, Metazoa, Arthropoda, Insecta, Lepidoptera, Papilionidae. The transcript has 3 exons. The record is from RefSeq and is a predicted model, not a curated record.
UAUACAUUUUACAUAUAAAUAAAUAAAGACACGUUUAAAUAUUUUAAGUAUAAUUAAAAUGUCGGAGAAGAAUACGAAAAGAAAACUCGCUGAUAUUCCGCUGACAAGGCCCGGGUUCGACUCCCUGGCGAUGUCGGCGCCCACGCUCGUGCAGAUGAACCCUCAGGGCCAGUGGGAGAACAAGACGCCGGACGAAAACGACGCGGAAAAUAAGCAAUUGAAAGCCAUCAUAAAAUACUUGAUAGACAGCAAGGCCGUGUCCGCUGCUCAGAGUUACUGCUGCCAAUGCGCGGACCAGCAUCAGCUUCAAGAUGGCGACAAGUUGAGCUACGUGCCGGUGAUCAUGAUGCCGCUGAGCGCGGCCGAGGACUGUCCCUUCGACAUGGACUGCGAGGUGCAGAAGAUUAAGGAGACGUCGACCAAGAAAGAGACAUCACAGAAAACGCUAGUGAAAGAGGUAGAAAAGGAAAAGGAAAAACAAAAAACUAAGAAACGUGGUUACGUUUUACAGAGAUUGACAGAUUUCGACCUUCUAUCACAGUGGUAGCCCUAAGCAUCGCCAAAUUAAUAGUCCUUUGUGUUGAGAAAUGUCUAAAUGUGCAAUGAUUAAUUAAAUCGA